AAGAAAAGGAAAAUAUUAACAAAAAAAAAAAUAAAUAAACAAAAGUAUUCUUGGUUGGAUAUCAGACAAAGGUAGAAUACAUAUUCAUAUUUUCAUGUAGCCCAAAAAUAAAACUAAAAAAUAAAUAAAUAAAUAAAGCAAACAGAGAGAAAUAAAUAAAUAAAUCUUACUAGUUGUACCUGAUACUGAUACAGAAGAGAGCCUCUGAAGGAGGAGAAGAAGAAGUUGUAGGAGUAACUGUAUAAGUAGUUUCUCUCUCCUAUUCCAUAUGCCCACCGAAGAAAACAAUCAUCAUGAAACUCCCUCUGCACCCAGCACUCGGGAAAAGUAUUUUUCUCCCUCAUCAAAACCUUCCUUCCCUUAAAUUUACCUCUAUUAACUCAUCUUCUCUCUCAGUAGUACUAUCCUUUACCACUGCAAUUCCAUAGCCAUGAAACUUUCUUUACCUUAUUUCUUUCUCACUACCUUCUCUUACUUCUUUUUUCUGCAAAUAUCAAUAGUGUUUUCUUCAUCACCGUCUCCUAAUACCACUUCUCAUGAUCAUCAUCAGCUUCCGUUACAGGUCAUUGCCCUCCUUUCUCUAAAAUCAUCUCUUAAUAAAGAAACUCAAUCAAACUCUUUCCAAGAUUGGGACCCUUCUCCAAUCCUCUCCAAGCAGCCUAAUUUAGAAGACCCUCUUUGGUGUUCUUGGUCAGGAAUCAAAUGCCAUGACAAGACACCAAGAAUUACAAGUCUCGACCUCUCUCACCAAAAUCUUACUGGCACAAUACCUUCUGAAAUCCGUUACUUAUCGAGCUUAACCCACUUGAACUUGAGUCGAAACAGCUUCAGUGGACCUCUUCAAACGGCCAUUUUUGAAUUAACUGAGCUCAGAGUCCUUGACAUCAGCCAUAACAACUUUAACUCAACUUUCCCACCUGGGAUUUCCAAGCUCAACUUCUUGCGACUCUUUGACGCUUACAGCAACAGCUUUACUGGACCCUUACCUCAAGACAUUGUCAAGCUUAGGUACCUCGAACAGCUCAACUUCAGUGGAAGUUACUUCAAUGGCAGCAUUCCGAAGUCUUAUGGGAGUUUCCCAAGAUUAAAGUAUCUGCUUCUAGCUGGGAAUUUGUUGACAGGUUCCAUACCACCUCAACUGGGCUUCUUAUCGCAGCUUGAGCACUUGGAGAUAGGCUACAACCAGUUCUCAAAUGGGCUUCCAUCAGAACUCGGAUUGUUAUCAAAUCUCAAGUACAUUGAUAUUUCAAAUAAUACAUACAUUUCUGGGCCAAUCGCUCCUCAACUCGGCAACUUAACGAAGCUGGAAACGAUGUUAAUGUUCGGGAACAACCUUUCGGGAGAAAUCCCAGCAAGUUUUGGUAACUUAAAAGCCAUGAAGAUUCUCGAUUUGUCGUUUAAUAAACUGUCAGGGAGUAUACCAGCAGAGUUAUCUAAGCUAAAAGAGCUAACGAUCUUGUCGUUAAGCACUAAUAAGUUAAGUGGUGAAAUUCCAGAAGGAAUCGGUGAGUUCCCAAACUUGGACACUUUAAUUAUAUGGAAUAAUUCCUUAACUGGGAAAAUCCCACAAAAGCUCGGUUUAAGCGCUAAGCUAACGAAGGUCGAUUUAUCCACCAACUCACUCGAGGGACCAAUACCAUCAAACAUCUGCAAUGGUAACAAGCUCGUCAAACUCAUCCUCUUCUCCAACAGGUUAGUCAACUCGCUCCCUGACUCACUGGGGAAUUGCACUUCCUUAAAUCGGCUCAGAGCCCAGAACAACAACCUCACCGGUUCUAUUCCUUACGGGCUUUUGUCUUUGCCCAAUAUAAGCUUCGUCGAUUUGAGUAACAACAGCCUUUUCGGUCCCAUACCUGAAGAACUUGGCAAUGCGGAGGGAAUCGAACACUUAAACGUCUCCCAAAACCCUUUGAACUCAACUCUCCCUGAUAACAUUUGGAAUUCAACUAAUUUGAAGAUUUUUUCUGCUAUUUCGUCCAAGCUCCUAGGCAAAAUACCAGAAUUUGUUGGUUGUAGAAGUAUGAUGAAGAUCGAAUUGCAAGAUAAUAUGUUCCAAGGUAAUAUCCCUUGGGACAUUGGUCACUGCGAGAAGCUACUUUCCUUGAAUCUCAGCCUCAAUUCCAUCACCGGUAUAAUUCCCUGGGAGAUUUCCACACUCCCUUCCAUCACAAACGUCGAUCUCUCUCACAACAAUCUCACUGGAACGAUUCCUUCCGAUUUUGGAAAUUGUAGCACCUUGUCCACCUUCAAUGUCGCUUUCAACUCGUUAACCGGUCCAAUUCCGACGUCCGGAGUCCUGUUCCCGAACCUCCAUCCGUCGUCGUUUUCCGGCAACGAAGGACUUUGCGGCGGAGUUUUACCCAAGCCUUGCGCUGCAGACGACACUCUCGGCGCCAGCGCCGUCGAGGUCAAUCAGCAGCGACCGAAGCGGACCGCCGGCGCUAUCGUCUGGAUAAUGGCGGCGGCGUUCGGGAUCGGACUGUUCGUCCUCGUUGCCGGAACCAGGUGUUUCCGCGCUAACUACAGCCGUCGAUUCAACGACGACCGUCAAAUCGGACCGUGGAAACUGACGGCAUUUCAGCGAUUGAACUUCACCGCCGAUGACGUACUGGAGUGUUUGUCGAUGAGUAACAAGAUUCUUGGGAUGGGGUCCACUGGAACAGUAUACAAAGCAGAGAUGCCAGGUGGCGAAAUCAUAGCCGUUAAGAAACUGUGGGGUAAGCAAAAGGAGAACAUCAGACGGCGUAGAGGGGUACUUGCUGAGGUGGAGGUAUUGGGAAACGUGAGGCAUAGGAAUAUAGUGAGAUUGUUAGGGUGUUGCAGUAACAGGGAGUGUACCAUGUUGCUCUACGAGUACAUGCCUAAUGGUAACUUAGACGAUUUGUUGCAUGGGAAGAACAAGGCUCAAAAUUUGAUAGCCGAUUGGGUCACGCGUUACAAAAUCGCCUUGGGUGUGGCUCAGGGGAUUUGCUAUCUUCACCAUGACUGUGAUCCAGUCAUUGUGCACCGCGAUCUCAAGCCCAGUAACAUCUUGUUGGACGGUGAGAUGGAGGCCAGGGUCGCAGAUUUCGGUGUGGCUAAGCUCAUCCAGACCGACGAGUCCAUGUCUGUUAUCGCCGGUUCUUAUGGCUACAUUGCGCCAGAGUACGCUUACACUUUACAAGUGGACGAGAAGAGUGACAUAUACAGCUACGGCGUCGUUUUGAUGGAGAUACUAAGCGGGAAAAGAUCAGUAGACGCAGAGUUUGGUGACGGGAACAGCAUUGUGGAUUGGAUGAGAACAAAGAUUAAGACUAAAGAUGGGAUAAGAGAUGUGUUGGACAAGAAUGCUGGGGCGGCGUGUUCGCCUGUGAGGGAAGAGAUGAUGCAAAUGCUGAGAAUUGCGCUGCUGUGCACCAGCCGCAGCCCCGCGGACCGGCCCUCGAUGAGGGAUGUGGUUUUGAUGCUGCAAGAGGCCAAGCCCAAGAGGAAAUUGCCGGAGCUCACCACAACUACAACUACUACUACUCAUCAUCAUCAUCAUGUAAUAUGCAUUGGUGGUGGUGGUGAUAGUGGGAGCGAUCAUGAUAGUAUUCCUUUGCCACAAAAACCACCCGCGGCCGAUUGUUAAUAUAUGAUUUUACUAAUUUUAUAUGAAAAUGGUUUUUUUUUCCUUUUUUGGGGCUUUUUUUUGUUAUUUUUCAUAUGUGGGGGGGAAUUGGUAUAGGAGAAGUGAUUUCUUAUUUUACUUUUCAAUGGAAGCUUAAUUAUCAGGUGUUCUAUUGUUUUGG
This is a messenger RNA of Cannabis sativa, 3770 nucleotides long. RefSeq names its product leucine-rich repeat receptor-like protein kinase TDR. The coding region runs from base 431 to 3610 and encodes 1059 amino acids. The record is from RefSeq and is a predicted model, not a curated record. NCBI's taxonomy places the organism in Eukaryota, Viridiplantae, Streptophyta, Magnoliopsida, Rosales, Cannabaceae. Gene Ontology annotation, molecular function: receptor serine/threonine kinase binding; protein kinase activity; ATP binding. Gene Ontology annotation, biological process: protein phosphorylation. The transcript has 2 exons.